Paramecium sonneborni is the source of this 663-nucleotide messenger RNA. NCBI's taxonomy places the organism in Eukaryota, Ciliophora, Oligohymenophorea, Peniculida, Parameciidae. The record is from the annotation of a GenBank genome assembly.
CUAAUUUAAUUUUGAAUUAUCUUAAGAAAAUUAAUUAAACUUAAAAUGAUAAUUUUAGUACGACAUGGUGAAAGGGCUGAUAUUUGCGAAAUCGAGAAGAAAAAGAUUAUAAAUCCUCAUGAUCCACAUCUUACUCCAAAAGGGUGUGAAUAAGCUUAGUAGGCAGGAAAAUAGAUUCUUUAAGAAAUUGAGAUGUAUAGAUAGAUUACUAUUUAAUCUUCUCCUUUCUUAAGAUGUAUAAUGACUGCUAAAAACAUUGCUCAUCAAAUAAAAAAAGAGGAGAUCUCAUUAAUUACAGAAAUUUGUGAAACCUUAUAUCCUCAUUUCUUUUCUAGUAAUCCAUUGCCUGAAUUGUUAAUUAACAACAAUCCCACACUUAAUGAAUUAUCUGGAAUAACUUUAAUCGAUCAAUAAUAAUAAAAAGAUGAUAUAUAUCCUGAAACUCUAGAGAAUGUGACUAAUAGAAUUUUGACUUAUGUCUAAUAUAUGCUAGAAAAAAUUGAAGAUGAUCAAUGUGUGAUAUUAGUAACACACCAAAGACCUCUAAAGAUAAUAUUAGAACUUUUCAAUUAGAAGACAGAUGAUGUUGGAUACUGUAAAGUGAUUUCUCUACGUAAAGGAGAAUCUACAUAAUUAGACCAAUCCAAGCUAACAGUUUAUUGA